GAAGCGGUUACCUUGGCAAUGCCUGCGCGUCACCGCAGCUGAUGUGAUUGCAUCCUGCGCGCUCCCGCAGUCUCCCACACGAGCAAGCCCAGAGAGAACGACUGAUGUCAUGCACAGGGCCAGACACGGCAGCUAAGGGAAAUCCUCGUCUCGACCACCAACCCAUUGGGACGUUCUCCUUUCCGCAUCUGUAAUCUCUCUGUCUGGUUGGUUCCUCCACCCCUCUGUGACCUGGGGAUGAAUGCACCAAUGAGGAGCCUCACAGGUAUGCCUGAUCGCAUGUUAUGUGCAGUGCUGGAGCAAUUUCAGCUUUACUUUUCCCUUUGAUCCACUCUCUGUAUAGCACAGCUAGUCCCAGCAUGCUGAAGAGGAAACAGAGUUCCCGGGUCGAGGCCCAGCCCAUGACCGACUUUGGGCCAGAUGAGACCCUUGCGGACAGUGCUGACAUCUUCUGGAUCAACAAACCAUGGGUCCAUUCCUUGCUUCGAGCUUGUGCCAUCAUCAGUGUCAUCUCUGUCUGUAUGAACACUCCUAAGACCUUUGAGCAUUACCCUCCGCUGCAGUAUGUGACAUUUACCCUGGACACGCUGCUCAUGUUCCUCUACACUGCCGAGAUGAUAGCCAAGAUGCAUAUAAGAGGAAUCAUCAAGGGUGACAACUCCUAUGUGAAAGAUCGCUGGUGUAUGUUUGAUGGCUUCAUGGUGUUUUUCAUCUGGGUCUCCUUGGUGCUUCAAGUUUUUGAAAUAGCAAAGCUUGUGGAUCAGAUGUCUCCAUGGGGAAUGUUGAGAAUACCCCGCGCGCUAAUAAUGAUCCGUGCCUUUAGGAUCUACUUCCGCUUUGAGCUCCCCCGUUCCCGGAUCACCAACAUUCUGAAGCGCUCGGGGGAACAGAUCUGGAGUGUCUCGAUCUUCCUCCUGUUUUUUCUCCUGCUCUAUGGAAUUUUGGGUGUUCAGAUGUUUGGAACCUUUAAUCGUCACUGUGUUACCAAUGAUACAAAAAAAGACAAAGUGACGUGGAACAGCUUUGCCAUCCCCGAUACUCACUGCUCCCCUGAUGGAGAGGGCUACCAGUGCCCUCUUGGUUUCAAAUGUGUGGAUCUAGAAGAUUAUGGCCUCACCAGACAGGAGCUUGGUUACAGUGGAUUCAAUGAACUAGGUACAAGUAUCUUCACUGUGUAUCAGGCUGCAUCACAGGAGGGAUGGGUGUUUCUCAUGUACAGAGCCAUCGACAGUUUCCCGCGCUGGCGCUCCUACUUCUACUUUAUAACUCUCAUUUUCUUCUUGGCUUGGCUUGUCAAGAAUGUGUUUAUUGCUGUCAUCAUUGAGACGUUUGCAGAGAUCAGAGUGCAAUUUCAGCAGAUGUGGGGGUCGAGGAGCAGCACCACGUCAACCGCUACCACACAGAUGUUCCAUGAAGACGCUGCCGGAGGAUGGCAGCUUGUUGCUGUGGAUGUCAACAAACCACACGGUAGAGCGCCUGCUUGCCUUCAGCAAUUGAUGAGGUCCUCCGUCUUCCAUAUGUUCAUCCUCACUAUGGUCGCUGUGGAUGUCAUUGUGGCCGCCAGCAACUAUUACAAAGGCGAGAAUUACCAACGGCACUAUGACGAGUUCUACCUGGCAGAGGUUGCUUUUACCGUGCUGUUCGACCUCGAAGCUCUGCUGAAAAUUUGGUGUCUCGGCUUCACCGGCUACAUCAGCUCCUCCUUGCAUAAGUUCGAAUCUCUCCUGGUGGUGGGCACCACGUUGCACAUCUACCCUGAUCUGUAUCACUCCCAGUUCACCUACUUUCAGGUGCUCCGUGUGGUGCGCCUGAUAAAAAUUUCUCCUGCUCUGGAGGACUUUGUGUACAAGAUAUUUGGUCCAGGUAAAAAACUGGGCAGCCUGGUGGUCUUCACGGCCAGCCUCCUCAUCGUCAUGUCAGCCAUCAGUUUGCAAAUGUUCUGUUUCGUGGAGGAGCUGGACCGCUUUACAACUUUUCCCAGGGCGUUCAUGUCCAUGUUCCAGAUCCUAACCCAAGAGGGCUGGAUAGAUGUCAUGGACCAGACUCUGGUGGCUGUCGGAACAAUGUGGGCUCCAGUCGUAGCCAUUUACUUCAUCCUCUACCAUCUGUUUGCUACCCUGAUUCUGCUGAGUCUUUUUGUGGCUGUUAUCUUGGACAAUCUCGAGUUGGACGAAGACUUGAAGAAGCUCAAACAGUAAGUGGGAUCUCAUCCUCUGUGUGGUUAUCUGUAAUGUACGUGACGUGUGUGUUGUAGGUAAGUGUGUUGCUGCCAUCAUCAGGCAGAGAAAUAAAGCUGCACCUUUACAACUGAGAGAAAUUCUCUCYGCCAGACUUUUUUWAAAUUAUURUCUUUUUAUUAUUAUUAUUAUUCAUACGUACCGAGGAUAAUUUGAGGUUUUCAAAAAUCCCAAAUGUUCCUGCUGUCUUACACUUGAGCUGAUUCUGUCCCUUUUUCCCCUUGUAUCUUGUUUAAAUCCCUCUCUUCUCCUCGCAGUGGUUGCGUCAUCAAGGUUGAUUUCACCAUUUUACAGAAGCUUUUCAUGCU
Molecule: messenger RNA, 2545 nt
Organism: Poecilia reticulata (guppy)
Lineage: Eukaryota; Metazoa; Chordata; Actinopteri; Cyprinodontiformes; Poeciliidae
Source: RefSeq, a predicted model, not a curated record